CCUUGAAAGCGCCGUAACCAGCAGCUGCUGAGCCAUGGCUGAAGGGGAAAUCACAACCUUCACCGCCCUGAUGGAGAAGUUUAAUCUGCCUCCGGGGAAUUACAAGAAGCCCAAACUCCUCUACUGUAGCAACGGGGGCCACUUCCUGAGGAUCCUUCCAGAUGGCACAGUGGACGGGACAAGAGACAGGAGCGACCAGCACAUUCAGCUGCAGCUCAGUGCGGAAAGCGUGGGGGAGGUGUAUAUAAAGAGUACCGAGACUGGCCAGUACUUGGCCAUGGACACCGAUGGGCUUUUGUACGGCUCACAGACACCAAAUGAGGAAUGUUUGUUCUUGGAAAGGCUGGAGGAAAACCAUUACAACACCUACACCUCCAAGAAGCACGCCGAAAAGAAUUGGUUUGUUGGUCUCAAAAAGAACGGAAGCUGCAAACGCGGUCCUCGGACUCACUAUGGCCAGAAAGCAAUUCUGUUUCUCCCCCUGCCAGUCUCCUCUGAUUAAAGAAAUCUCUUCUGG
Molecule: messenger RNA, 517 nt
Organism: Neomonachus schauinslandi (Hawaiian monk seal)
Lineage: Eukaryota; Metazoa; Chordata; Mammalia; Carnivora; Phocidae
Gene: FGF1
Product: fibroblast growth factor 1
Exons: 3
Coding region: 35-502 (155 amino acids)
Biological process (GO): fibroblast growth factor receptor signaling pathway; cell differentiation; regulation of cell migration
Cellular component (GO): cytoplasm
Molecular function (GO): growth factor activity; fibroblast growth factor receptor binding
Source: RefSeq, a predicted model, not a curated record